AUGCACGAUUACCAGGUCAUUGUCCUUAUCGGUCUUUUGUCCAUUGGUCUGUGCUUAGAGUGUCAUGUAUGCUACUUCGCAACGGAUCCAACUCUAUGUCGACACCAUGUAACAUGCAGCUCUGGACAGAGGUGUCGAAAUGUUGUUCAAACUCCUGAAUCAGUUGGUGUAUUUGGCAGACGAAGGGCUGUAUCUGAUGUUGAAUGUUGUCAUACAGAUCUAUGUAACAGAGAUACGUCACAUACAGCAGAACAAAGAUCUACUACAGAAAGCCCAGGAAAUUUAUCAACAGAGCUUCUAACAACAGUAACAAUACCCCCUUCUACUGCAUCUGAAGUCCAAACAAGCACAUCGGACAACUGCUCAGAUCACCCAGACUGCGAUAUCCUCACCCAGGGCUUCAACGCUUGCAACGAUAGUGAUAUUGCGCUCAUAGUUUGCCGAAGGUCAUGUGGCAUGUGUGACGUCACAACAACUACACCACUCUGUAGUGAUGCACACCCAGAUUGUCAGAUCUUGUCAGAUCAUUUAAAUGUUUGUGAGAAUAACAAUUUUGCGAGAACAAGAUGUCCUUGGACUUGUGGUUUAUGCGAUUCCAGUCCCUCUUCCACCAUAUUUUCGACAGUAAGUCCAACAACUGAACAAAAGUCUGGGGCCUGUGAGGAUGGACAUGACUGUGAACUACUGAAAGAAUUAAACAUCUGCGAAAACCCAUUGACAGCGCAACUAUGUCCCGUUUACUGUGGCAUUUGUUUAAAUUACACUCAAAAUUCAACAAUAUCCACUCCCUUUUCGCAGACAACGACGACAAACAUUUCAACAACACUUACAUCCUUAGGAGAAACAACAAUAGAAACAACUGAAUCAACAACAGCGCAAACAACCACACAACCAACAGAACACACAGCAACACAAACAACAGGCCUAACAACAGAGGUUACAUCUACCACAUCUACUAUGACAACUACAGAAGGAUCUAAUGUUAUCCUGAGAAUUGGGAACAAAACCUUGAAAAUUAAAAUCAAUGUCGUUUUCAUGAAAGUAAUUGACUCUCAAGAGGGCAAUCUGCAUGCAUAA
Molecule: messenger RNA, 1077 nt
Organism: Saccostrea echinata
Lineage: Eukaryota; Metazoa; Mollusca; Bivalvia; Ostreida; Ostreidae
Product: mucin-2-like
Exons: 8
Coding region: 1-1077 (358 amino acids)
Source: RefSeq, a predicted model, not a curated record